Molecule: messenger RNA, 3180 nt
Organism: Lethenteron reissneri (Far Eastern brook lamprey)
Lineage: Eukaryota; Metazoa; Chordata; Hyperoartia; Petromyzontiformes; Petromyzontidae
Gene: RNF26
Product: ring finger protein 26
Biological process (GO): protein ubiquitination; ubiquitin-dependent protein catabolic process
Molecular function (GO): ubiquitin protein ligase activity
Source: RefSeq, a predicted model, not a curated record
GGUGAGGGUAGCGAUGAGGGGAGAGGUGAGGAGAGAGGUGAGGGUCGAGGCGAGGUGAAGAGAGACGAAAGUGUCGAUGAAGAAGUAGGAAAAAGCAGACUGAGAAAUGGAGCGGGUAACGAGGUGAGUCGAGUUUAAGAUACGAGACGGCGGAGUGAAGAGGAGGAGGAGACUUUUACAAGUUCAGGAGGAUGAGGAGGUGGGGGACGCCAGAGAUGCGUUGAAACGAGACGGCACCGACACGCGGCAGUGAUCGAGUGAACACAGAGAUUACACAAAGAUGAGACGAGGUGAAGAGUGAAGAGGUGGUGUAGGUGGUGGUGGUGUAGGAGGUGAUGAUGAUGGUGGUGGUGUUGUAGGUGGUGGUGUUGUAGGUGGUGGAGGAGGUGAUGAUGAUGGUGGUGGAGGUGUAGGUGGUGGUGAUGGUGUAGGUGGUGGAGGAGGUGAUGAUGAUGGUGGUGGUGGUGGUGAUGAUGGUGGUGGUGGUGUAGGUGGUGGUGUAGGAGGUGGUGUAGGAGUUGGUGAUGGUGGUGGUGGUGUAGGAGGUGGUGGUGUAGGAGGUGGUGAUGAUGGUGUAGGUGGUGGUGGUGGUGUAGGUGGUGGUGAUGAUGAUGGCGCUGCUGCUGGAGGCGCUGCUGUCCACAGGGGCGCUGUUUCUCCGCGUGUACGAGGCCGCGUGCUUCGUGCUCGAGCUGCACUUCGCCCUCGUCUCGGCGCUGCUGCAGACGCUGCGCCUGCUGCUCGGCCUCCCCGGGGCCGCCCUCGGCCUCGUCUCCUCCGGGGCCGCGGGCCUCCUCACGGCCUCCUGCCGCGCCGCGUGCGGAGGCCUCGCGCUGCUGCGCGGCCUCGGCCUCGACUGCCUCGGCGCUUUGAUGGCCUUGCCCGGGGCGACGGCGGAGGCCGCACUCGCCGCGGGCCGCCUGCCGGCCUCGGCCGCCCUCGGGCUCGCCGGGGGGUUCCGCGCGGCCGUCGAGGCCCUCGGCAACGCGGGAGCGGCGUUCGUGGCCGCCGUGGGGUCCACGGGGUCCGCGGUGGGGGGCGCCGUGGUGGCCACGGGGUCCGUCGUGACAAACGCGGUGGAGGCCACGGCGAGCGGGGCCAUCGCGUCGGCGAUGAGCGCCGUGGGUGCCGUCACGGACACGCUGAGCGGGGCCGUCGCCGCCACUGGGGGUGCAUUCGCGACCCUGCUGAACGCGGCAGGGUCGGUCAUCGGGUGGUCGGUGGAGGUCGCCGCGGGCUCCGUCGCGUACACGCUGGGCCUCGCCACAGGUGCCCUGGGAGCCACUUCAGCUGUCGCGACGGCCUCCCUCUCAGCCGCCGUGGACUUUUGGCUCUUCGCGCUGCGGUUGCCGCUCCGUCUGCUGACGAUUUCGUUCGGCGCCGUGGCGACGGCCGUCACGCUGCAGGGGCUCUUCGUGAGCGUGGCGCUGAUCGGCCUCAGCGUCUGGUACCUGAGCCCGCAGCCGCGGAGGCGGGCGGCGGUCUACGCACGCGUGCCACGGCCACGGCUCCGGCUAUCCGCGGCGUUGCGCGUUGCCUUUGCGAACCUGACGGGGCUGAUCCGCACGGCGCUGCGGCGGACAGCCCAGGGCAGACACCGCCAGCGGCUCGAUGUCUACCCGGCCCCGGUGCCGGCACGGAUCGACGCUCUGCGCCCGGAGCCACUCCCGGAGCCACUCCCGACGGAGCCGGUGCCGGACGAGCAGCACGAGGCGGAGGAGGCGGCGGCGGCCGUCGCGGCUCACGAGCGGCUGCGAGGUGAAGCCGCGCGGAAUGGCAGCGGCGAGGCCGCGGUCGUGAGGCAGCAGCCGUGGGAGCAGCAGGAGUUUCCACGGCAGGAGGAGGACGAGGAGGAUGAUAAUCACAAGAGCUGCGUAAUUUGCCAGGACCAGCCCAAGGGAACGGUGCUGCUGCCUUGUCGUCACCUGUGCCUGUGCAGCGCGUGCGCGCGUACCAUCAUGCGUGGACCAUUCAACCAGCAGAAGUGCCCUCUGUGCCGGAAAAUGAUCGUCCACACCAUGGAUGUGUUUAUGUAGCAGAUCUGGGGUCAGUUCUAAUGACAAUUACGCAAUGGAGUUUAACAAUUGCUUUUGUGGGUGGCAAUUCGUUUUUGAAUUGCACGAUAACAGUUGUAAUUGACCCCGAGGUCGCUCCCUCUCUCUCACCCACCGUCUUACCAGAGCAAUGUGAAGUCACGCCUGGCUUGGGGUCGUCACUGGAGAGGGCACCUCGACCGAUCUUUGCCGAGCAUUCCAAACUGAGCAUCCGCUAAUGUGAAAAGGUGUCCACGUCGUGAAAGAUGGACUAUGAACUCCGAGGUCUUUGGGACCACUUUUGGUGGGCACGCGUGGGGUUUUGUUAAAUCUUACAGCCAGCGACUGAUGGCACACCGCCGGUGAGGCAAAAGAGACCCCGAGGGUAGCAGCUCCUGCAGCUAGUUGCCCCCCUCAAGGAAUUUUCUCCAAUUAAUAGAUCACAUUUUUGUCCAAACAGUGCUUCCCUUGGGUUUCAUUUGCUGACAUUAAGGGAUUGCGCACUUUUUUUCGUUUAGCGUUAGGGGGUUUGGAUUAUAGGUUAGAUUCUUGGGGUUUUGAGUUUUGGGUUAUGUUUAUUAGCCACUAAAACUGCAUUUUUUUGCCACAAAUUUGUAGGGACAUAAUUUCAAAAGACUGAUUUUUUUGCCAUGCAUGAUAUCUUGGCCAGUUUUAAAAUGAGCAGUUUUCUUUUUUAAAGUGUCGUUGAACGUGUGCGCCGGACUGCGUUUUUGCACGCGCGUCUUUUAUCACUGGAUCGUUGAUGUGUGAAAUGCUACUGUGCCCGGUGCGGUGCACUAAUGUGCUGUCGAACAGCAGUGCACGAUUUGCUUAAUUGCGGACAACUGGAGUUUUUUUGUUGUUGUUGUAGCCCGUGUUGCCCAUGGGAAAUCGGCUCGAUGCAAGCUUGCUGCAUGCACAUGGGCUGCAUAUUUGUUGGAGCCAAAUUAAACUUAACUGAAGUAAAAAUAUAAAUGUUAAUUGAAACAAAUUCUCAAGAAAACAAUUGGCUAAAUCUUGAUUUGAAGCUUUCGUGACUGCAGGAAUCCAUACUCGUUGAUUCUUUCGGUAAAGUCACGUAGGUAAUAAAAUAAAACAAAAAAUUAUACAUCACGACGUUUCGAUCGCAACACAAGCGGUCGUCCUC